CUGGAGCGAGGGGGGUGAGGUAGAGGAGGAGGGAACAGAUCACGUGAUCCGACGCCAAGAUGGCCGCCGCCGCCUCCUUGUUUUGAUGAAUAAUCUCUGUGUAGGGAGCUAGAAGUAGCCGCCGCCGCGCCUCAGGAAGGGGCAGCUGCCUGGAGUGGGGGGCUGGGCAGUGCUGAGAGGUGGGGGGCUUUCCCACUCGUCCUCUGCUGCUCGAUCAGGCACUUGGAGGACUCCGGGCGAGCUCGCCUGGUUUGCCUGUGAGGGGACGCCUGUCUGUUUCGGGGAGGGGGACUUCGGCACAGACAGCCUCGCUGGGGCUCGCAGGGCAUAGGCGGCCUCAGGCGCUGUGCUUGUCUCGAAACAUGAACAUACGCGAGCCCUUCGGCAGCUGGGUUUCCUAGGGAGGCAAAAGGCAGAGCUCCCCUUCCCUGCCCAUCUGUAUCCAGCUAUAUGGGACUCACAGGGCCUUUAGGAUACUCAGAAGGCACCCUGCAGUUGUGGGCUUGGAGCAGGCCAGGAGAUAGGGAGCGGUUGGGGUACUAGGAGGCAUUGUGCCAUUGGGGGCAUAUAGGGGGCAGGCAGCCAGAGGAGUCUCUGGAGUACAAGAGGUGUUGUUCCACCCCCAGAGCUUUCAGGUGUGCAUUUAUGUAAUACAUGUAUCUAUGUGUGUGUAUAUAUAUCUACACACAAGCACACACAGAUCUGUGAGCCAUAAGGGCUUUCAUACCUAGCAGAGGUAGCCUGACAGGGAGGCUUUAGGAUCUAAAGGGCCGCAGGCAUUUGGCUUUUUAGGAUCUACCAGAGGCAGCUUAGGUCUAUAGGAGGUAGCUAGAGUAGGCCGAAAGGGGCAGUUGGCUCCAAAGGGGAAAAACGAGGAGCCAGGAUACAAGUGGGUGAGCCAGUGCUUGGGGUUCCGGAGGAAAGAGGCUUUUGGAACCGGGCUCACAGCGGAGGCAGCUAAGGUACAGGGAGGGGGCAAGACGUGGAGGUUCAGUGGCCAGAGAAAGGUGGGUUGGGUGUGUGUGGGUGCUACACUUUAGCUGACUAGCAAACGAGAGGAAGGAAGCUGUCUGUGCCCAAAGGGGAAAGUGUGUGUUGUGUGGUAUUGCUCUUAACCUCUGACUAUGCAAUUCUGAGGCAUCCUUGGGGAAAGAGGCAGCAAAACAGAGCUUCCCUUAAGGACUUGCUCUCCCACAAGCACGCCCCUCAAGGGAAGUACAGGGCCCCCCUUCCCCCACACUCCUUUCACCAUUAAGAGGAAAACAAUGGAGGAGCUGAGCGCUGAUGAGAUCCGCCGAAGGCGCCUUGCCCGGCUUGCUGGUGGGCCAUCUUCCCAGCCCACCACGCCGCUUACAUCCCCACAGAGGGAGAACCCCCCGGGACCGCCUGGAGCAGCGCCAUCCCCUGGAGCAUCUCAUAGUCUUGGGCUCAAUGUACAGAGCAUGACCCCUGCUACCUCUCCGAUUGGUGCAUCAGGUGUGGCCUACCGAAGCCAGAGCAGUGAAGGCGUGAGUUCACUCAGCAGCUCCCCGUCAAACAGCCUCGAAACGCAAUCUCAGUCCCUCUCCCGAUCGCAGAGCAUGGAUAUCGAUAGCGUCUCCUGCGAGAAAAGCAUGUCCCAGGUGGACGUAGAUUCAGGAAUUGAAAACAUGGAAGUGGAUGAGAAUGACCGGAGGGAGAAGAGAAGCCUCACGGAUAAGGAGCUCCCCUCAGGAUCAGAAAUAUCCGAGGAACAGGCCUUGCAGCUAGUCUGCAAGAUCUUCAGGGUCUCCUGGAAGGACCGAGAUCGGGACGUCAUCUUCCUAACUUCCCUUUCCGAGCAGUUUAAACAGAAUCCAAAAGAAGGAGUGUUCUCGGACUUCAAAGACUUGAUUGGGCAGAUCCUCAUGGAAGUCCUGAUGAUGUCGACCCAGCUGAGGGAGGAAAACCCCAUCACCAGCCUGACAGCGACGUCGCAGCCCAUUGCAGCCGCCGCCCGGUCGCCCGAUAGGAGUCUGGUUCUGAACACGGGCUCCAAUCCGGGGACGAGUCCCAUCUUCUGCAACGUUGGCUCAUUUGGCUCCAGCUCUUUAUCAAGUCUCUAUGGAACCAGCCCAGCUCCGACCGUCAGUUUUGCCAGCCCUGCGCCUCUAGCCAGCUCCUUCCUUGCCCCCUCCGCUAGCCCCGUGGCCCCCACGCCCGUGCCCUCCCUCUCCGUCAGCCCUCACGUCCUGGGCCUCCAGCCCCCCUCCCCACGCUACCGCCCGUACACGGUGGCCCACCCCUGGACCUUUCCGGCCAGUCCUGCCUCGCCCUCGGCCGGAGCCUCCACCCCCUCCCGUCCCCCGACUCCUCCGGCCGUCAGUUCCAGCCCUUCUGCUCCGCUGGCCAGCUCAAGCAGGCUGCGGCCCGUAGCCAUGGCCCUGCCUCUGUUCGCUGCUUCGCCCGGGCUCCUCGGCAGACGCUCCUCUCUCCCGGGCAGGACGCCGCCGAGUAUGUACGACAGCCCCUUCUCCCUCUUCCUUGCGGUGUCUGAUGUGUCUGGGGACAGUUCUGAGGAAGAAGAUGAUGAAGAGGAGGAGGACUUUGCUUGUGUCCAGUUUGGGUCCAGUGGCGAUGGGCCUGGUGGAGGCUCCGGAGGGGCCAGCGUUUCUGACUCGUGCAGUGACCACUUCACCAUCGAGACAUGCAAGGAAACGGAGAUGCUGAACUACCUCAUUGAGUGUUUCGACAGGGUGGGGAUAGAGGAGAGAAAAGCACCAAAGAUGUGUAGUCAGCCAGUGGUGAGCCAGUUACUGAGCAACAUCCGAUCCCAGUGCAUUUCCCAUGCUGCUUUGGUGCUCCAAGGAUCGUUAACACAGCCAAGGUCACUUCAACAACAGUCUUUGCUGGUCCCAUAUAUGCUCUGUAGGAAUCUCCCGUUUGGCUUCAUCCAAGAGCUGGUGAGAACUACCCAUCAGGACGAAGAGGUGUUCAAACAGAUAUUCAUCCCCAUUUUACAAGGCUUGGCGCUUGCUUCGAAAGAGUGCUCUCUUGAUAGUGACAAUUUUAAAUAUCCGCUUAUGGCUUUAGGUGAACUGUGCGAGAUCAAGUUUGGGAAAUCGCAUCCCGUGUGCAGCCUGGUUGUGUCUUUGCCUUUAUGGCUGCCGAAGUCUCUGGGUCCUGGUACCGGCCGGGAGCUACAAAGACUGUCUUACCUUGGGGUGUUCUUCAGCCUCUCCGUCUUUGCUGAAGAUGAUCCUAGAGUAGUGGAGAAAUAUUUCUCGGGGCCUGCCAUUACCCUGGAAAACACCCGGGUGGUUAGUCAGUCUUUGCAGCACUAUCUGGAGUCCGCAAGGCAAGAGCUGUUCAAGAUCUUGCAUAGUGUCUUGCUCAACGGAGAAACCCGGGAGGCAGCUCUGAGCUACAUGGCAGCUGUGGUCAAUGCCAACAUGAAGAAGGCCCAGAUGCAGACGGAUGACCGCUUGGUGUCUACGGACGGCUUUAUGCUCAACUUCUUGUGGGUGCUGCAGCAGCUGAGCACAAAGAUCAAGCUGGAGACGAUUGAUCCUUCUUACAUCUUUCACCCCCGGUGUCGUAUCGUUCUCCCGGCAGACGAGACGAGAGUGAAAGCAACCAUGGAGGACGUCGGCAGCUGGAUGACGGAGCUGUCUAGGGACCAGCCUCUUUUUUCCGAGCCGAAAUUCCCCACCGAGUGCUUCUUCCUGACGCUCCACACGCACCACCUCUCCAUCCUGCCAAGCUGCCGGCGCUACAUCCGCCGGCUGAGGGCCAUCCGAGAGCUCAACAGGACGGUGGAGGAUCUGAAGAACAACGAAAGCCAGUGGAAGGAUUCCCCCCUGGCUACGCGGCAUCGAGAAAUGCUGAAACGCUGCAAAACGCAACUCAAGAAACUGGUGCGUUGCAAAGCUUGUGCGGAUGCUGGGCUAUUGGACGAGAACUUCCUGAGGAGGAGCCUGAACUUCUACGGCAUGGUGAUCCAGCUCUUGCUCCGGAUCCUGGACCCCGCCUACCCCAAUAUAAAACUGCCUCUAAAUCCUGACGUCCCGAAAGUGUUCGCAGCGUUGCCGGAGUUUUAUGUGGAAGAUGUUGCGGAAUUCUUAUUUUUUAUUGUACAAUAUUCUCCUCAGGUACUUUAUGAGCCCUGCACUCAGGACGUCGUGACGUUCCUCGUUGUCAUGCUGUGCAACCAGAACUACAUCCGGAACCCUUACCUGGUUGCCAAGCUGGUGGAGGUGAUGUUCAUGACCAACCCGGCGGUCCAGCCCCGGACGCAGAAGUUCUUCGAGAUGAUCGAGAACCACCCGCUCUCCACCAAGCUGCUGGUCCCGUCACUGAUGAAGUUUUACACAGAUGUUGAGCACACAGGAGCCACCAGUGAGUUCUAUGACAAAUUUACGAUCCGCUACCAUAUCAGCACCAUCUUCAAAAGCCUUUGGCAGAACAUCGCUCACCACGGCACCUUCAUGGAGGAGUUCAACUCCGGGAAGCAGUUUGUGCGCUACAUCAAUAUGCUGAUCAAUGACACGACGUUCUUGCUGGACGAGAGUUUGGAGUCCCUCAAGCGGAUCCACGAGGUGCAGGAGGAGAUGAAGAACAAAGAGCAUUGGGAUUCUCUGCCCAGGGACCAGCAGCAGGCCCGGCAGUCUCAGCUGGCCCAGGACGAGCGGGUCUCACGCUCUUACUUGGCCCUGGCGACAGAAACGGUGGACAUGUUCCACAUCCUCACCAAGCAAGUCCAGAAGCCUUUCCUCAGACCGGAACUGGGACCACGGCUGGCUGCGAUGCUGAACUUCAACCUCCAGCAGCUCUGCGGCCCCAAGUGCCGGGACCUGAAAGUGGAGAACCCCGAGAAGUAUGGGUUUGAACCAAAGAAGCUCCUGGACCAGCUGACGGACAUCUACCUGCAGCUAGACUGCGCUCGCUUUGCAAAAGCAAUAGCUGACGACCAGAGGUCCUACAGCAAGGAGCUGUUUGAGGAGGUCAUUUCAAAGAUGAGGAAGGCCGGAAUCAAAUCGACGAUAGCAAUCGAGAAAUUCAAGCUGUUGGCGGAGAAGGUGGAGGAAAUUGUUGCCAAGAAUGCUCGAGCAGAAAUUGACUACAGCGACGCCCCCGAUGAGUUCAGAGAUCCCCUCAUGGACACGCUGAUGACUGACCCGGUCCGUUUGCCCUCUGGUACGAUCAUGGAUAGAUCUAUCAUUCUCCGGCACCUUCUGAAUUCUUCAACGGAUCCUUUCAACCGGCAGCCACUAACGGAAAACAUGCUGGAACCAGUGCCAGAGCUGAAAGAGCAAAUCCAAGUCUGGAUGAGAGACAAACAGAACACCGACCACUGAAAACACCCCGGCAGCACAGCACUGACAUGGACUCUGGAGAGCCGAGUGAGGGUCAGGAUGGGCGGAAGUGACAAUACUCUGGAAGCGGAAGCUGGGCGCAAACUCACCAGGUGCCUGCUGCCGCUGCCAAAUACAUAGAAGCAUGUGGACAGACGGGCAGGGGAAGAAGCAGCUUAAUUCUUGUACAUAUAUUUAAGUGACACAAACGAUGGUCGAAUAGCAUUAUGGGGGAUAAAUUAGGAAGUUGCUCUUGCUACGAAGCAAAGUCCUCCUGACAGCUCAUAACUGGGGUUGAUACAGCCGAAUUCUUUUUAGCGAAAGACGCACAGAUCAGGGCAGCAAACCCUCCUCCAAUGUGUGUUGGUUGGUUUCUUUCUUUUUUUAAAAAGCUUAUUGCCAGAUCUCCGUUAAUUUUGAUUGUGGUUGGAACCUUGAACGUUUUGCUGCUAAACUAAUUCCCUUUCCCCCUUUCUUCCCCAUCCCCUCUUCCUGCCCUAUCCUGUCCUUCCCCCCCCACCCCACCUCUAAUACAAAGAAAAUGUUCCCAAUAUAUUAAAAAACAACAACUCCUUGUCUGUCUCCAAGAGAACAUAAUCUUGAAAAGAAAACUGUGCCUGCAACAAGUGUUAAUCUUGGGGGAAUAAUAUUUUUCUAUUAUACAUAUUCAUUUAUUUUUUUGGUAGGCCGCACACAAUGGCAAAGGGUGGUUAUUGUUUCUUUCUUUUUUCCUUUGUCGGCACAUCGAUUUUAAGUUGUUCAACGUUUCCCUUUUGUCUUUUGGCGCUCCGGAUUUUUUCUUUUAAAAAACAAAACAAAAAACCUUUGCAAUGUGGGGAGAUCCUGAAACAGCUGCCAUAAAGAAGUUGGUGUGGAAUACCUAAAACUUUGAUUUAAAAGAUAUAUAAAAUUCUUUUAAAGCCAGAGAUCUCAUAAGCUAAAAGAUGAUUUCUGAGUCUUUUUAAGAGCCUGUCUCCAGGGGAGUGGGGUGUGUGGAAGAUCAUUUUAUUCUAGGCGCCUACCAGUCGCAGGAGGGGGUCCAUUUUUUUUAUGUUGCGUACCGGUUUGUAUCCAUGGCUUGGCCUUACCAAAGCAAAAAAAAAAGGGUGCAGAAAAAAUGUAGACUUGCUUUUUUUAAAAAAAGAAACUAUAUAAAAAGACUGAACACUUUUCUAUAACUGCCCCCUGCUUAAAGAUACUUGAAUUUUCCUUUUUAAAAAGGAUCUGAAACCACAGUGUUUUAAAAAUUAAGCCUGAAAAAUAAGAAAAUGUUUUCUUUUUCCACUGACAGUGUCCUCUGUUCAGUUCCUGAUUCUUGAACUACAAUAAAUGGUGAUACACAUUCACAAGAA
Messenger RNA from Hemicordylus capensis (graceful crag lizard), 6664 nucleotides. It is a transcript of the gene UBE4B, whose product is annotated as ubiquitination factor E4B. Gene Ontology annotation, cellular component: cytoplasm; nucleus; ubiquitin ligase complex. Gene Ontology annotation, biological process: protein polyubiquitination. The transcript has 30 exons. NCBI's taxonomy places the organism in Eukaryota, Metazoa, Chordata, Lepidosauria, Squamata, Cordylidae. The coding region runs from base 1266 to 5315 and encodes 1349 amino acids. The record is from RefSeq and is a predicted model, not a curated record. Gene Ontology annotation, molecular function: ubiquitin-ubiquitin ligase activity.